GCGAUCUUCGGCAUCGCGAGACAAUGUUUGUAUAUUUUUGAGUGCUUCGACUCGAUGGUACUGGCAUAGGCUGACAAAUGUGUGCAUUUUGCCCCUGGAUGACAAAUCUCCUUCCCCACCGCAGUAGCCAAGUUCAUCACUCGAAUCUCACCAUCCCAGGUUUCACGAAAGGAGGCUUGGAAAGCGUGGCUUACUGAUGAAUGACGAUGGGUCCCAUGGCUAUAAAGCCCCAGAGGGGCUCGGAGAAUGGGGUUGCUGUCGAGCCUGAGCGACCUCAACACACCUUCUCUGAACCCCAUGGCAUGGAUUCGUGAUUGCUACAGGAGAACCUCUUACAUUUCCAUCUGAUUCAGUCUCGACUACUUGGAAUCAAUAUGGCUACCACCGUACCACCGCAGCACACCGCAGUGGUUAUUGUAGCCCCACGUGCGCCUCUUGAGACGGUGCAAGUCGACACCAUUGCCCCGUCGACAGACGAGGUCCUUGUCCGCGUGGACUGGUUCGGCUCGACACCUCUGAACCUGCACCAAGCAGAUGGCGGGCUGCUCAUCAAGCCACCACACAUCAUGUCUGGUUGCUUUGCUGGUACGGUGGCUCAGCUCGGAGACCUGAAGGACCCUUGCCUAUCCGAGUCCUCCAAGGCUCUCAGGGUAGGUGACAAGGUGUUUGGCUUCGCGUUCCAACAGGACAAGCAGCGGCCUAUGCAGACGUACAUUACCGUCCCGGUGACCUUCCUCGGCAAGAUCCCUGCCAACAUCUCGGCACAGGAGGCAGUCACCAUCCCCAGCAACUUCUGCACGGCCAUGCACACAAUCACCAAGGACCUGGGGUUGGAGCUGCCAUGGCCCGUCCCAGAGAAGUGGGAGUCGCCCGAGGCCGACAAGCCAAUCCUGGUGUGGGGCGCCGCGGGCAGCGUCGGACAGUAUUCUUUGCAAGUGUUGAAGCACUGGGGAUAUCGAAACGUCCUGGCGGUGGCGAGCGCCAAGCACCACGACUCCCUGAAGGAGCUCGGCGCGACCGCUGUCUUUGAUUACAACAACCAAGACUCGGUCAAGUCACUGUCGUCUGGGCCACACAUCCCGUACAUAAUCGACUGCAUCGGCUCGCUGGAGGGCACCCUGAGGCCGCUGAGCAAGAUCGCGGGGAAGGGAAGCAGAGUUGCAGUUAUGCUGCCCGUUGUUGUGAGCCCGGCGAGUGCCAGCAAGGCGCCGCUUUACGAGAUGGACGUGAGCAAUGUGCUGGUGGGACAGUGGAAGGAGGGCGUGGAGCUGAGGGGCGUGAGGACCCAUUUCUAUCAGGACAAUGACUUCUUCAAGUAUCACUUGCAGCCGGAAAUAAUGCCUGCACUCCUACAGGGAGGCAUGAUCCGGCCCAACAAGCAGAGGCUUGUGGAGGGGAAAACGCUGCUGGAGAGGGCGGAACAGGCGCUGUCUCUGUUCAGGGAGGGAUCUGUCAGCGGAGAGAAGGUUGUGUGGAGGGUUGCUGAUGAGUAAAAUGCCGUGCAAGGAAGUACAUGCAAAAGUAAAAAAAAAAGGUGGAAAUGUCAACCUCAACAAUCCAGUGGGUGGCGUAUUUGUGUCCCUGACAGCCGAAACAGUUCUAGUCUGUCGCGUCGACGCCUCGUUCCAUUUCGUGCGUGGGGGGAGGGGAUGCGGCGCGCCGCACGCGGCAUCUCGAUGGGCGU
Diaporthe batatas is the source of this 1684-nucleotide messenger RNA. RefSeq lists its product as uncharacterized. Bases 375 to 1493 code for a protein of 372 amino acids. NCBI's taxonomy places the organism in Eukaryota, Fungi, Ascomycota, Sordariomycetes, Diaporthales, Diaporthaceae. The record is from RefSeq and is a predicted model, not a curated record. The transcript has a single exon. Gene Ontology annotation, molecular function: oxidoreductase activity, acting on NAD(P)H.